Molecule: messenger RNA, 5148 nt
Organism: Pelmatolapia mariae (spotted tilapia)
Lineage: Eukaryota; Metazoa; Chordata; Actinopteri; Cichliformes; Cichlidae
Product: zinc finger protein 585B-like
Exons: 13
Coding region: 11-3697 (1228 amino acids)
Biological process (GO): regulation of transcription by RNA polymerase II
Cellular component (GO): nucleus
Molecular function (GO): DNA-binding transcription activator activity, RNA polymerase II-specific; RNA polymerase II cis-regulatory region sequence-specific DNA binding
Source: RefSeq, a predicted model, not a curated record
UUUACAAACAAUGGCUGAGGAGCAACCUCCAGCAUGCGACGAAACGCCCGUCCCCCUUCUCCUAAUGCCAGCGAACAUAACAGAGCCAGUUAAAGAGAAGGUUCCCGACAAGCAGCGAGCUGAUACGAAAGCGUUAGCCCGAGACAAAAACAGACUAAACAUUGGAGCUGUUUUUCACAGGUGGAAGCACGUACGGGAACAGAGAGGAUUCAAAACAGAUGCAGAGUUCGCCACAUUUCUGCUGGACAGGACAGAGGAAAUUACUUGUUUUCCACGUGAGUACAAAGGAUAUGGUUCGACAUCAGAAGAGGAAACAGCAAAAGAGGAUGGUUGCUAUGAUGACAGCGAUGUUCAGGAUUACGUUCCCCCUGUACAUGUUCGCGCUGGCUGCCUGAGUGCUCCCAAGUCGGUCACCAAACAGGUCACCGUGCAUGAUGCUGUAGAUGCAGAACAAACAGAACAGCCACCAGGAGCAGAAACAAUCCACGUUCAGAGAAACAAGCCUUACCAUCUGCUUGGAAAUCAACACAAGGAUCAGGAGCAAAAACCUGAAAACACCUGUUCAGCAGAUCAGUCUUCCUGGACACCAGGGGCUUCCUCCAGACCUCCAUCGUAUGAGCUGGAGCUCACUCCGUCUGUCUCACAUCACAACACGCCAAAGAAAAUAAACCGGAAUGAGACGAACACUGAUGAAAAUCCCAGUGAAGACCACAGACCUGAAACACAGGAUCACAGCACGGCACCCACAGGAGAAACUCUCACUCUAGAACCUACCAGUGUACAGAGCAGCUCCCAGGAGCUUUGUAAACCAAAGAAGACGUACUACUGCACGACCUGCGAAAGAGUGUUCCCCCGGCACAACGCCCUGAAACGACACCUCGUGAUUCACUCGGGAAAAAGACCUUUCAAAUGCUUCAUAUGUGGGAGAGGAUUCACCCAGGGUGGAAACCUCAAGACACACAUGAAAGUUCACAGAGGAGCGCUACCAAAGUGGACAUUAAUUCAAGAGAAGAGCGAGCCUAAAGCAUCUCCUGCUACAGUUCACGUGUGUGGGGAGUGUGGAAUGGACUUCCCUGAGAAACAUAAGCUAGAGGAACACCGCGAGACUCACUGGAAGCCCUUCGCAUGUCCUGACUGUGGGAAGAGAUUCAAACAUAAUAAGAGUGUUAAAAUGCAUAUGCGCCUCCACUCAGGAGAUUUACCUUAUCUCUGUUCAGAGUGUGGGAAGACUUGCGUCACGAUGGAAAUGCUUAAAAAACACAAGUUAACCCAUGCCGGAGAAAAGAACUACCACUGUGAUCAGUGUGGGAGGGCAUUUUUGCAAUCUUACAACCUCAAUUUGCACCUGAAGACUCACACCGGAGAGCGACCUCACCUGUGCUCGAUCUGUGGGAAACGUUACUCCAGAGCAGAUACCCUAAAAGUUCACCUGAGAGUUCACACCGGAGAGAACCCGUAUGCGUGUAAGAUAUGUGGGAAGUGUUUCUAUUACUAUCAGGGCUAUCAAGCGCAUGUGAAGAUUCAUGACAAGAAGCCAAAAACAUCCAUGAGAACUUUGGGGAGACCGAAACAGCAGCUGAUAGUGGUAAACAAACAAAUGAAGGCAGUUCUGAAGAUGGGCUCUGAAAACCCAGAAGACUUUGGUUCAGUUGUGAUCCUUACUGAAGAUGAUCAGCAAGAGAUUGGAGGGCUGAUCAACUCUGAUGGUGAAGAAGUCGAUUUCUCAGAUCUGAGAGUGAGUGCCAUCCCUGGCGUCAUACCUGCAGAUGCUCCCUCAAAGACAUUUGGUCCAAGCGAGAAUGAAAAACCACCUUCUCUUCACAGCUGCUCAGUAUGUGGGAAAGACUUUCCUUAUGCCUCUAAGCUUCAGCGUCACCUACGUACUCACUCGGGAGAGAGGCCUUUCCCGUGCUCCAUGUGUGAGAAGAGAUUUCCAGAAAAGGGGCUUCUCAUGAUCCAUGAAAGGGUUCACACUGGGGAAAAGCCAUUCCCUUGCACUUUCUGUGAGAAAAGAUUUGCCAGUCAGGGGGAGCUCCGGCUACACCGGCGGACACACACUGGUGAGAGGCCUUACCACUGCUCCAUCUGUCUAAAGAGCUUUUCACGUCACUGGCACUUGAAAACGCACUUGGAGGCAAUGCACUCUGAGGUUGUUGCAGGCUUUACGAGGAAGAAAUUUCCCUGUUCAGACUGUGAGAAAAGCUGUAACUCAGCUGCUGAAUUGAGGGAUCAUCAGAGGACUCACACUGGAGAAAGACCCUUCCAGUGCUCUUUCUGUGACAAACGCUUCGCCUUGUCAGGUACACUUGUAAGACACGAGCGCCUCCAUACUGGCAUCACGCCUUACCACUGCUCUGACUGCGGAAAGACAUUUGCACAGCAGUGGACCCUGACCACACACAUGCGGACUCACACGGGAGAGAAACCUUACAGCUGCACACAGUGCGAUAAGUCUUUUGUUGCUCCUGGAGAGCUUCGGAGGCACACCAGGAUUCACACUGGGGAAAAGCCGUACACCUGCGCAGACUGUGGGAGGCACUUCUCAUUGGCAGGAACUCUCAGAAACCAUAAACGGUCAUGCACACAGAACAAGAAGGAGUCGGAUGCAGAGGUUGUGUCAGACUUAGUUCAGGCUGCAGCUGAAGAAUCUUCCCAGCGAGAUCUGGCCAGCAGCAUCAGCUCUGAGGUGUCUGUCAGUCAGACUGUGCCUUGUGCAACUGAGCCCACUUCCUCAGAGGGUUUUAAAAAAGCAGCUCAGUGUGAAAAUACCCCGGAAGGACCCAUCGGCCAGCCGGACGACACUGCUCCCACCCCACAUAUGAAUGUAAUCGUGAAAGAGGAGGAAGAAGAGGAACCAUUGUGCGUGGAAGAAACUCCAGAGCAGGUGUCUGUUGGUGAGGACUGUACCAUACCAGAAGAAACUGAAAAGCAGCGUCAGGAAAGCACCACAGAAAUUAGUAUUACAGUAAAGGAGGAAGAACAGCAACCUCUCAAUAUGUCUGGAAAAGAUCCCGAGCGUGUUGCAAACAGUGAAAAAGAAUGCCCUCCAGCACCACCAGUGCGAGGACAGUCAAAUAACAACAUACCAAAGAGCUCUUACUGCUGUGGCCUCUGUGGAAGAGACUGCCACAAGAUGUCUGCGCUUCAGAUCCACAUGCGAAUUCACUCUGGAGAGAAACCGUACCGCUGCACCCUGUGUGGGAAACAGUUCACCCAGAAAGGGCAACUCAAAGGUCACUAUAAGGUUCACACAGGAGAGAAACCGUUUUCCUGUCCGGACUGUGGGAAGAGCUUCGCCCACUCGGGGGCCAUGAACAGACAUCGGCUCACGCACACAGGAGAGAGGCCCUACCACUGCUCCGUGUGUGACAGGAGCUUCAACCAGUCCGGCCGCUUGAGGGAACACGAGAAAAUCCACUUAGGUGAGAAGUUUGACUGUCCUGAGUGUGAGAAGAGUUUCACACGAGCUUCAAGCCUAAAGAAUCACUUCAGGCUCCACACAGGAGAGAGGCCGUACGGCUGUGACAUCUGUGGGAGAGGCUUCAGCCGCUCACAAAGCCUGAGGCUCCACAGACGAAAACACGAGCAGAUUCAGACUGAGGAGGAGUCUGAGUUCAAUAUGAGGAAUGAUGACUUCUCACAAAGCGAUGAUAACUCUCCAAUUAAUAUGUGCAUAACAGACAAGAAAGAUGGAUGAUGUAUUUAAAAGACAUGUACCUGUAGUAUUAUUAAGACUUCAGACAGUAAAACAGGAACAAGGUGAUGUGGAAAUAAGGGACUACCUCUGUGAUUAGAACUUUAUUCAUACUUUUGUGUGGUGUUUCACACUAGGGAUGUGCAGCACUAGUCGGGCAGGUGACUACAUGUUGCUUUCCUCACUAGUCAUCGCAAGAAAUGUUAGCGCUAUAAGCAAAAUAUUCAUAUUUUUAAUGUAUAAUGCCAGUAAACUGUUCUAAGGUGUUAUGUAGGAGUGUAGCCCCAGCAGCACGCCUCUUUCUUUCUGUGACAAGAACCUGAAAGCAAGCAAUGUGAAAAACAAGCAGACGACAGACGCACUAACCAGUGCGGUAUGGAAGUAUUUUGAUCUUUUAAAAAAGUGAACAGCUGCAUGUAGGCCAUGGCAGAAACUGCUACUGGAGCGGUGCAUGAACACAGUCUGCACAGACAUGUGGACGUUUACCUGCACGGACAGAAACGUUAGCCACACUUGGUAAACUAACCUUGUACACUAAAGUUGUGUGGGCAGUGCUAGACACAGCUCAGCACACAUUUUAGCUGCAUUAUAAUAUGGUUGAACAUUUAAAGAAUGUGAUUAGCUGUUUUAAAUGGGUCUCAAGUACACAAGCAGUAUAUGUGCGUCUACUAGACUGAAAUUUUACUGUCACAAGUUUUUUUUCUCACAUUGGUUGACUGGUCCGAUUUUCUUUUCAUUAGUUUUUUUUCCCGAAUUUACAUGAAAAGAAUACUAACUUUAAAAAACGUAACUCCCUGAACAGUGUAAACAGGCUUCUAAAUAGAUGCGCACCAAGUGAUGUUCAGUAACACCAACCAAACAUAUUUCUACUAAUUUAUGUAACAUCUUGGAAAGUGUUUAAAAUUCUACAUGUUGGAGGUCACUUUUACCUAACUCUGUCACUGAUUACCUGUCCUGGAGCCACUGGAAUAGUCCACUCACACUUAUUAUUAUGAGUGACUGAUUUAAAAGUCUGUGAUUACACUUGUUUUUCAUGCAGUAUUUCUUAUCAGGCUAAUAGUGUAUGUGGAAAUUUGGUUUAAUAUUUUUGUACUAAGCGUUAUAGUGGCCCAUUAAGCAGUUUAAGAAUCAGGUGAAUCUGAACCUUCUUUCAGACAUUUAGCCAGAAAUGAAACUAAAUGUCAUGAAAUAAUCAAUAAUGAAGCCAGUCUUCUGUAAGUGGCGAAUGCUUAUUAAGUCUUGUUUUCGAUUGUUACUUAUUAGCCAGAUAACAAUUCGGGUUCACCUGAUUUUGUCGUCUUUUAAAGGCCGAGUAACCGACAUGAUUAAAGGUACCAUCCUCUAAUUCUGUGAUGCUAAAGGCAAUAAUUUGAAGCCAUGUAGGUGGUUAAUUAUGCCAUGUGCUGCCUCUGUCUAAAUGUAUGGGACAUGUCAUGUUGAACAAUAAAAGUUCU